Messenger RNA from Brenthis ino (lesser marbled fritillary), 762 nucleotides. Lineage: Eukaryota; Metazoa; Arthropoda; Insecta; Lepidoptera; Nymphalidae. The record is from the annotation of a GenBank genome assembly.
AUGUCCAUUGUGAAAAUAAUUAAUCACGAUGAAGUCAUUUAUACCAUCUUAGAUAAACCUCCGCCGGAACCACCGAAAACCCCUAGGUAUAUAUCUGAGUUGGAAGAGCAAUUAAAAGAGAUGAAAAUACCUAAGCUUCGACGAACAUUUGGAUACGCUGAAACACCACUCAAACCUCCUGAUAAAUUUCUAAAAAGAGGAGAAGGUGUUACUCCGCCCAUUAAAAAAUCAGAUCAUAAAUGUUUCGUAUCAGGCAAACUCCCUCCGGUUCCAAAACAUGCGCCGCUCAAUAAGAAACCUGAGAAACCUAAAACUAAUUUUAAAGUUCUAAAUAUCAGAAAAGCAAUUAAAACAAAACCAAAACCUAUAGAACCAAGGUUAGUAGAUACGAGGGAUGGGCACAUAAAAAAGAUAAAAGGAUCAGGAGAAGUCCCCGAAUAUUGUUUAAGAAAAGAUUUCGGCCAAAUGCCUGCAUACUUGGUUAAUAGGAACAGAAAAAUCCAGAAAGAACUAGAUAAAAUUCACUAUGCGGAAGAGCAUAAAGAGAGUCUUUGCAAGCUUAUUAGUGAAGAGGAGAGACAAGCCCUAUUAAAUGACUUAAAACACAAUUGGCAGCUGUUACAAAAGGCCUUUCUUCAGUUGCCCAUGUUAACAGAUACAAUUCCAAAGAUCCUGAAAAAAACAAAAAUGGAACAAGAACUACGUCAAUUGGAGAAGGAUAUUGCUCUUGUAGAAUCUAAUCCAUUCAUAUAUAUUUAUGAA